Molecule: messenger RNA, 5337 nt
Organism: Talaromyces proteolyticus
Lineage: Eukaryota; Fungi; Ascomycota; Eurotiomycetes; Eurotiales; Trichocomaceae
Product: cytokinesis protein SepA/Bni1
Exons: 3
Coding region: 1-5337 (1778 amino acids)
Biological process (GO): barbed-end actin filament capping; mitotic actomyosin contractile ring assembly; actin filament bundle assembly
Cellular component (GO): cell division site; mating projection tip
Molecular function (GO): small GTPase binding; actin binding
Source: RefSeq, a predicted model, not a curated record
AUGCCCACCACAGCAUCCGCCGCCGAUAAACAGAGACAAAGUACGGCCAGCAAGUCAUUCUUUGGGCGAAAGCUGUACAAAGAGAGGCAAGGCGAUGAGCGCUUCGAUCCAUACAAUGGUGGCAGCAGCGCUGCUGCAGACACGCAGUCCUUGUCCGGCAACACGGUUGGCUCGCGCAACUCACGAUAUUCAAAACGAGGCUCCGUAGGCUCCUUUGACGCUGACGACAACUACACGGGCCUCACCACCAACGCCGGCAUGAUCACCUCCAUCCCCUUUGACAGCAUGCCGUCCGACUCCAAGUCUCCAAUCCCCGUCAACUAUCUGCCCAAGCAAGAUAAUAAUCCUGGCGCCCGCCAAGAGCCUUCUCCUGGCCAUCUCGCCAAAAGCACAAGUGACUUCCAUCAGUAUCCCGUCUGGGAUCCCAAGGCAAUCCCGAGCAAUCAAUCGCAGCCCAGCGGGCCUCGUCCUCCGCCGCAUUCCUCGAAUUUGACCAUGUCGAGCAGUACCUCCGGGGACCGCGGGACGAGAUAUCAACAGUGGGGAAGGCCCGGUAGCUCCGCUGCCAACACGGGCUUUAGUUAUACUUCAUCCUCAACCGGCGAUUCCUCAGCCAAUUCGAGAACCUCGCUCGACCAGACGAGCAUCCACUCUUCCCAUUCCUCCGCAACGCGAACCUCUUUUUUCUCCGAUAGCAAUUCGUCGCGAACCCUCACAACGUCAUAUCCUGCUGGUGACCGGAAUCCGAAUUUCUCAGGGGGCUCAAAUAUGAGUCGCAAUGCCAAUCCGCAAACAUAUCAGCAGACUCCCUCGCAUAUGACACCUUCCUCGUCGCACUCCUCGUUGACUGGUCCGGAAUACUUGAUGCGCCCGAAAGAUGAUCGAAUGGUCGACCAGCUUUUUAUCGAGUUGAUGCAGAAACGUGGCUGGCAGAAUCUGCCCGACCAGGCGAAGCGGCAGAUGCUCGCUUAUCCGGCAUCGAAGAAAUGGACGCUUGUUCACCAGGAUCGGUUGACGGAACUCCAGGGCGAGCAGAAACGUCGUCACAAUGCUAGAUUGACCCAUGGUUAUGAUAAUACCACCAGUCUUAUAGGUCGAGCAGAUGAAGAGGGUAGUCCGGAGUGGUACGUCAAAAAGGUUAUGGAUGACACGAUAACGUCGAAACAAUUGGCGAGUUUAAGUGUUAGUUUGCGAACACAACCCAUCGGCUGGGUGAAAGCUUUCGUUGAAGCUCAGGGCCAGGUCGCCCUUACCAAUGUGCUAUUAAAAAUUAAUCGUCGAAAAGCAUCUGGGCCAACGCCAUCUGCUUCGUCUGCCGAAAAGGAUCUCGAACGUGAAUAUGAUAUUGCAAAAUGCCUCAAGGCUUUAAUGAAUAAUAAAUUCGGUGCCGAUGAUGCCCUCACACACCAGCAGGUUAUUGUGGCACUGGUCAGUUCGUUGUUAUCACCUCGACUGCAGACUCGAAGAAUGGUCAGUGAAGUGUUGACCUUUCUUUGUCAUUGGGCGGACGGGCAAGGUCACCAAAAGGUAUUACAAGCUCUUGACCAUGUCAAAAACCACCAAGGAGAAACUGGCCGAUUUGAUGCCUGGAUGCGUAUUGUCGAAGUCACCAUCGAUGGCCGCGGAAAAAUGGGCAGUCUUGUGGGUGCAAGCGAAGAAUAUCGUAGCGGUGGUGUCGGUAUGGAAAACUUGCUGAUGGAAUACGCUGUUGCGACGAUGCUUCUCAUCAACAUGCUUGUUGAUGCACCACAAGACGAUCUACAGCUACGUUGCCAUAUUCGUGCUCAAUUUAUAUCAUGUGGUAUCAAGCGUCUGUUGACGAAGAUGGAAGGCUUCCAAUACGAAGUCAUUGAUAAACAGAUCGAGCGUUUCAGGGACAACGAAGCCAUUGACUAUGAAGAUCUUCUACAACGCGAAGCUAGCAGCUCGAAAGAUAGCAUUGAGGGAGAAGUUAAGGAUAUGAGUGAUCCGCUGCAAAUUACCGAUGCUAUUAGUACAAAAAUCAACAAUACUCGAGCAGGAGAUUAUUUCCUUUCUGCGAUGCAACAUAUGCUUCUUAUUCGGGAGAACUCCGGCGAAGAUGUGCUACGCAUGUUUCAAUUAGUCGACGCAAUGCUUAGCUACGUUGCUAUGGACCGCCGUCUGCCGGAUUUGGAUCUUCGUCAGGGCUUGACUUUUACAGUGCAGAAUCUGUUGGAUAAGCUGCAUACGGAUGCAGAAGCUCGACAUGCAUACGAUGAAUCUCUGGAGGCUCGCCAGGUGGCGGAAGCAGCGAUUGCUGAGCGUGAUGAGAUGAAGGCACAGAUAGAACUCGGUGCGGAUGGACUGGUUAAGAAAUUACAGAAGCAGGUCGAGGAGCAGGUUAGCGUCCUUGAAUUACAACGUCGUCAAAAUGAGUCUUUGAAAUCCGAGCUCAAUGAUGUUCACCGUCUUCGCGCUCAAGAACUUCAACGGAAUGAAUUGGAGACUCGAGAACUGUAUCUCAUGCUGCGAGAUGCACAAGAUAUUGCCGCGUCUAAUGCGAAGAAGCCGGUGGAAGCUAAACUCGCCGAGAGUGAUCCGACUCAAAUGCCAGGUAUUCUCGACCGUGAAAGACUGCUGGAAAGACUUGAACGCCAAUUGGAGAGAACCAAGACUCAAUUCAAGCUCGAGGGUAAGGUUUGGAACCAAGAUGGGCCGUCGGAUCGUUUACGAGAACUCCGCGAGCAAAUGGAGGGUACAGGGGUGGUAGAAGAAGAGUUUGAAAAACAAACUCGCCGAACUUUAACCAGCAGCACAUUGGGAUCUGUUACACGCAAGAAGGUCCCCGGAAGGGAGUCCGAGGAGCGUCUGCCCGAAGUCAGCGAGAAGGAUGAAGAAGCCGCCGCAAAGGAAGAAGAAAAAGUGAAAUCAGCGGCAGAACUUGAGAAACCACGUAUGAAUCCUCUACAAGCUACUGGUCUACUAGGAGAGAUUGCGAGAAAGGUUCGCAAGUACGACGACGAGGACGAGGAAGAGAAACAAAAAGCCGAAGAAGACGCUGCCGCUGAAGCUGAGAAGGAGCCUGAACAAAAGGACGAGGCCCCCGAGCCUGCUGCUGCUGUACCACCACCGCCGCCGCCGCCACCUCCUCCCCCGCCUCCAAUGCCUUUCUCUGGUGGUGCCAUUCCGCCGCCACCGCCGCCGCCGCCUCCUCCUCCUCCUCCUCCAGGUUCUGCUGGUGGAAUUCCACCUCCUCCUCCCCCUCCCCCCCCUCCACCACCUCCAGGCUUUGCCGGCGGCAUUCCUCCUCCCCCUCCGCCGCCGCCUAUGUCCCCUGGUAUCCCACCUCCACCGCCCCCACCAGGCCUUCCAGGCCCGCCUGUGCCUGGCGCUUGGAGAGCAAACUAUAUGGCUGCGCAAAAUCCAUCAUACGACACAACAAUUUCUAUGCCAUCUAUUAGACCGAAGAAGAAGAUGAAGGCUCUCCAUUGGGACAAGAUCGAUACGCCUCAAGUCACAGUUUGGGCUAGCCAUACUCCAACGACUGAGGAUAAGGAACAGAAAUAUACCGAACUGGCAAAGAAAGGUAUCCUCGACGAGGUGGAGCGCUUGUUUAUGGCCAAGGAGACUAAGAUCUUGGGCGGCGGACCAUCUGCUAAGAUCCGGAAAGAUAAAAAACAGAUCAUCUCCAAUGAUCUCUCCAAGACGUUCCAGGUCGCCCUGGCUAAGCUUUCUCAAACACCUGUGGAUGAGUUGGUGCGCAUGAUCAUCCACUGUGACAAGGAGAUUUUGGAAAAUGAUGUCGUUAUGGACUUUUUACAACGCGACGAUCUCUGCACCAUUCCUGACAGCACGACCAAGCUCAUGGCGCCGUACAGCAAAGAUUGGACAGUGCCCGAUGCCGCGUCUUCAGAAAGAGAGCAGGAUAUUACCGAACUUACUCGAGAAGACCAGAUUUACUUGCAGACUGCGUACGAGCUCAAUCACUACUGGAAAUCUAGAAUGCGCGCUUUGACAUUGACGCGGUCAUACGAAUCCGAUUAUGAUCAUAUCUCGUCAAAGAUCCAGCAAGUCCUCAAAGUGUGCGACUCUCUCCGCGACUCAGUGCGUCUGAUGAAUGUUCUUGGCUUGAUCCUGGAUAUUGGCAAUUUCAUGAAUGAUGCCAAUAAGCAGGCACAGGGUUUCAAACUCAGCUCCCUCGCCCGUCUUGGUAUGGUCAAGGAUGACAAGAAUGAGACGACCUUUGCAGAUCUAGUAGAACGCAUUGUUCGUAUCCAAUAUCCCGAAUGGGAGGGUUUCCUCGAUGAAAUUGGUGGUGUGAUUAGCAUUCACAAAGUGAAUAUUGACCAUCUCCGACAAGAUGCGAAUAAAUACAUUACUACGAUCAAGAAUGUCCAGAUGAGCCUGGACUCUGGCAAUCUCAGUGAUCCGAAGAAAUUCCAUCCUCAAGAUCGUGUCGGCCAGGUGGUGCAGCGGAGUAUGAAGGAGGCAAGACGCAAGGCAGAACAGAUGCAGAUAUUGCUUGAUGACCUAGCCAAGACAUUUGACGAUAUCAUGACCUUCUAUGGCGAGGAUAAUACAGAUGAAAACGGUCGUCGGGACUUCUUCAGCAAGCUCGCGUCUUUCUUACAAGAGUGGAAAAAAUCCAAAGAUAAGAAUGUUGCGCUGGAAGAAAGUCGAAGGAGGAUGGAAUCUUCUCUGGCACGGAAACGGGUCAAUCCCGCGUUGUCCAAUGGUGCCAGCAGCGAAGCCCCGGUUUCGCCUACAACAAGCGGUGCUAUGGACUCGUUACUUGAGAAGUUACGCGCUGCUGCUCCUCAAGCGCGGGAUCAGCGCGACCGUCGUCGUCGUGCCCGUCUCAAGGAGCGUCAUCAAGUCAGGGUUGCCUCGGGACAAAAUAUCCCGAAUAUGCAAGAUACAGGCGAAGACGCAGAUGGCGAAUCGAUAAUUGGCGGAGGCGAUGGUACCUCCCAUCUUAACCCCCAGGAUGACGAAAAUAGUGUCAGUCAAGAAUCGCAGGUAUCAGAGGGAGAAGACAUCGCCGACCGCGCUGCCAACUUGCUACAAGGCCUGCGCAACAAUCCGGAGGGAGAUGAAGAACGGGCGCGGAGAAGAAGAGAGAAUGCAGAGGACGAGCGACGGGCCCGACGAAUGAGAAUGAGGUCACGAAACAUGACCAACGGCAGCAAGGACAGCGCCGACGGGUCUCUCCCCUCGAUCAAGGAGCCACCACCACCCGAUGAGGCCGAUGAACAAAACUCGUCUCACACCGUACUAACUCCGUCUAUCGUGGUUUCUGAUUCCACAGGCCAUCCCGAAGAUGAAGAGGUUAUAGAAGGAUCUACGCCGGACAAACCUGUUGAAAUUUCCGAUUGA